AUGGAGAACACCGAACCGUUUGGAGCUCACGAAGAGGUAGGAGUGUCAUAUGAUUGUUUAUUACGUAUUUUAGUCGUUUUUCUGGUCAAGAGUUUUGUGCAUACUGAGUUAGUUAAGGUUAAGAUGGUAUUUAUUCAAAAUCUUUAAGUUUUAGGUAAUAAAACUAAUUCUAUUGAUUUUCAGACCACGUUUAUCAUCUGCGAAGUCCAUGCGGAUGUUGUCAACUCGAACACAGGCCAAAGUGGCAAAGUUAAUGGCGUUUUGUCAGUUGUGGAAAAGGUAAACAUUUAUUUAUUGAUUUCUUUUAUGUUUAGGUACAUUUCUUCCUUGCACUUUUAUUCAUCGACGAAACGAUGAAUCAGCUUUUUGUUAUGAUAGUGUAAACAUUACAAUUUCAUAAUAACUAUUGAUUUAAACCGUUUUAUUCAAGUGAAAUAAGGAAAAGCAAAGAACGGCUUGGAAAAUCACAAUAGCAGAAAAAACCUGUCUGAACACUAAAAUAAUCAUUUUAAAAAAUUAAAAUUAAACUUUUAGCCUCACGGAAUUUAUAUAGAAUGGAAGCCGGCCGAAAUCCCAGCUCCAGAAGACGAGAUUGAUCAAAGUUGGGUAAUUGAAGGAAGAAACAGUAAUCCACCUUCGCCAUCCGGUCGAUCUUUGGGCUUAAGCUACAAUGCUUUACUCUUUUCGACCGAUGUCAAGGAUUUACGUUCAUUCAAGUUUGGAGAACCUGCUCAAGGUAAUAUUAUAGUAUAUUGUCUGUUAAAUUCAAGGUUUUAGUACUAUUUAUGAUAUUGUUGUAAUUUAGUUGUUUAGUUACCUUGUUUUCUAAGUAAUGAUGAUAUUUUAGGUAAUCCAUGGGUUCAAUUUAUCUGCAAAGACGGCUCAGUUUCUCAUGUUCUUCAUUUUGAAAUUGGAGGAUACACUGACUUUGUUACCCAUCUUCAGAAGUAUAUUACACUAACCAGAAGCUCGAAGGAAAAGAAUCUUGUCGUUGUGGUUGAUCCAAGAGCUGAUGCUUUGGAGAAAUCUGUUGGCAUGUUGAAUAUUGACAGAGAUAUUGUAUCAGUAAGUUUUUGAUAUUGUUUUUGGUUUUUAGGUAACAAAAGGCUUUUGUUUCGAAUUUUGUGCUACAAAACUUAUUGGUUUUAUGUUUUUGGGUGAUAACACCGAUUUUUAAGUUGAUUUUAAAGAAAAAAAGCUUAAUAUUUUGAUUUUUAGAUCAGUUAAAGAUAAAAUUGUUUUAGAGAUUCAUUUCCAACCCAUAUGCUACAUCAAUGACAGCUUUGAGCAAGGUUACUUCUUUCAUGGCUCCAUUAUUGGAUCCAGAUGCGGUUAUCAAUGAACAUCAAAUCAAAGCUUUACAUCAAUUCGAUCCUUCGACUGAAGAGAUGAACAAGCUGAGGUGAGUUUUGAUUUUUUUAAAUUUUGUAAGAAAAAAAUAAAAAAUUAGUUAAAAAAUUUAGUUUUAAGCAAAUUUAAUACUUUUUUGAUAUAAAAGUGAUUAAAUUGAAAAUAUUGAUAAAUAUGGUUUUGAAGAGCUUAUAUUAUUAUUUUUCAGAGUCCACAACGAAGCCGGAUUCGAGCACAUUUUUAAACUCGAACUUCCGGAUCGACCGAAUAUUCCGUCCAGAGAUCAACCAGUUAACACCCAAACCUUUGACCGAUUCAAAGCUUCAGAUGGACGAAUUCUGGAUGUGCAUCAACUGAAAAGUCUUGUAUUCAGAGGCGGACUAGAGGAUGAGGUACGCCAGGUCUUGUGGAAGUACCUAUUGGACUACUGGAAGUGGGACUUGAGUGUAGAAGAGAACAAACAAAGGGCUGAGAAGCUGAAGGAUGAUUACUAUCGAAUGAAGCUGCAAUGGAUGAGCAUUAACGAGGACCAGGAGAAUCGAUUCGCUGAAUUUAGGGAUAGAAAGGCUUUGAUUGGUAAGGUUCUUUGCUUGAUUUUUGCUUUUUUUGGAAUUUGAUUGCAAAAUUUGAUAAUUUAGACUUAAAAAUUUUCUAAAAAAUUAAAAAGCAAAUUUCUGACUAUAUUAAUUAUGUUUCAGACAAAGACGUAGCCCGAACUGACCGUUCUCAUCCGUUUUUCAAGAACAAGGACAAUUUGGCCAUACUAAAAGACAUCCUCAUGACAUAUGUAAUGUACGACUUUGAUCUAGGUUAUGUGCAAGGAAUGUCUGAUUAUCUAUCGCCUUUAUUGGUGGUAAUGGAGAACGAGUACGAUGCCUUCUGGACAUUUGUCGGCUUGAUGAAAAGAGUUCACAAAAACUUCGAAAUGGAUCAGUUAGCCAUUAAGAAGCAGCUUGCUGACCUGAGAGCUAUUUUGGAAAUUGUCAAUCCUAAAUUGACGAAUUAUCUAGGUAUGGUAAAAUACGAUGUGUAGAAUAUUAUGUUCAAGUUUGAAUUCUAACAAAAUUUAAAACAAAUUUUUAAGCGCGAAUUUAAUGAAAAUUUGUUUUUUUGUUUAAAACGUUUCAUUUUGAGUAUAAAAGGUCAUUUUAAAUUAAAAAGCAUCAUUAUAGAAGGCCACGACUCCGACCACAUGUACUUCUGUUUCCGUUGGAUUCUGGUAGCAUUCAAGCGGGAAUUUGGUUUUGAUGACAUUAUGACUUUGUGGGAAGUCUUAUGGUCAGACAUACCAUGCAAAAACUUCUUACUCUUGAUCUGUGCAGCUAUCUUGGACGGAGAAGAGAAUAUGAUCAUUGUCAACAAGUUUGGACUUACUGAGAUUCUAAAGGUAAAAUACGGGGGUAUUUCCUAUUAUGUAGUUAUUUUUUUGAAAAAGACUUUGAGAAGGGCAUGAAAAACGUAUUUAUGUGGUUAGAAUGAUGACUUUUGGACUUAUUUUGACGUUUUGUUACCUAAAAUACUAUUUUCUGGAUGUUUAAACAAAAUUUUUUGAAGUUUUUUUAAAGUUUUGACUUUUUUAAAUAUUGGGUUGUUUAAAUAAUUCUGUGCUCUUUAACCCCGAAAAGUUGCUUUGAGAGGAGGCACAUAAUUAUUUGAACAACUUUUGUGCAAUUCCUGAAUGUCAUUAUUAAUCAUGUUUUUUAGCACGUGAACAAUAUGUCAAUGAAGUUGGACUUGAGCAAGGUUUUGCGCGAUGCUGAAGCUAUUUUUCACCAAUUGGCGGCGGUUCAAGACAAGCUACCACGACACAUUUGCGAGAUUCUUGGCUUCGGAUUCGACGAAAGCACUCAGAAACCAGAAGUUUAA
Messenger RNA from Bursaphelenchus okinawaensis, 3216 nucleotides. The record is from the annotation of a GenBank genome assembly. Lineage: Eukaryota; Metazoa; Nematoda; Chromadorea; Rhabditida; Aphelenchoididae.